GUUUGGUGCCUAAUGUCACAGCUGUGCCGCUCUACAAAGAGUUGGCCUCAGCCAUGCCCCUGGUGCUGCAGAACCUCACAAACUACAGCGGCCUCAUCAACGACAAGGGAGCCGCAAACGGGAACAUCACACACCAUUUCGGUGACCUGGCCAAUGAUUUGGCCAUGCUGUCAGACAAGGUGAGUGGUCUCUACAGUGUCUUGCAUGAGAUGCUACCGGAGAGUGGGCCAUUCCUGUGCCCUUUGGACAAGCAGAGUCAUAUCAAGGAGUGCCUUUUGAUCGCCACAUGCCUCUUGGAAGAACAUGUGCCCGAAGACAUCGAACUUGCCACCUUCACCACUUACAUGGAGAUGACACAGCGUUUCCUGGACAUCGGCUGGGAAGCAUUGAAGAAUGGUUUGCUGUUUGAAGAACAGUCUCCCAUUUUAAACAUGGAUGCUACAGCUCCCGAGCAGUACCAGUGCGACUUGCUGAAGCAUAAGGAGGUGACAGCAAGCCUGUUACAAGUGCAUGAGUCGGAUGGGGCAACACUUGCGAUGUCCUCAGCCAUGGUCCAUGCCUCCACGAGCAGUCUCAAGAUCCUGGAAGCACAUCAAGUAGGCAGCUCUGUGGAUGCCACAGUCUUGAAGCUGCACGAGAUUUGGAUGCCAAUUUGCAAGCAGCUGGAUUGCGACCAUAGCAGUUUCUGGGACUUGAACUAUGCCUCAUAUCAUCAGACUGCCUCCUUGCUACAGCUCAAGUCAGGCCACGCAGCACGGCGAGCUGCACGCAAUGAGAUCCGACAUCGUGUGAAGUUGGAGAGGAGGGUCGUUGACUUCGUAUCAGAGAACUAUGAGUAUUACUCCAAGAUUUACAAUGGAAGUACUCACCUUCCUCCUGGCCGACGAUUUGUCGACUCCUCCUUCAUCCAGGCUUCCUCCAGGGCUGCACGGAGCCGUUUGGCAGAUAUGGGGAGGCAAUCCAUGCUGGAGCAUGUCAUUCCUUUCAUGAAGCAAAUCGCCACGCAGGACGAGAACAGGGCCAUCAGGUUGUUCGACCAUGUGGAGUUCCGCAAGUUUCAGCAGCGAAAGCAGCGGCGCCUCCCAGCCUCCCUGCUACAGAACAAAGAGCAACAAGAAGACAGCUCUGAGGACGAUGAGGCCGUGAACGAGGAGGACGAUCACGCUGCCGAGUUCGAGGAUGAGGAUGAGGAUGACCACGCUCCGGCCCUGCUGGACAUGGGGAUGGACUCAGAAGAAGAAGAGGACACAGAAGACUCCCUGGAAAGUGGCCGCCGCCGCCGAAGGAGCAGAAGACGCCGCCGAAGGAGAUGGAUCGGUGGAAGGAGGCGAAGCAGACGCCGCAGGAGAAUCUUCGAUGACAUCGUGGACGCAGUGGCAAAGGUUGUCGAGGACGUCGUGGAGUACAUGGAAAGUCUUACGGGUUGCUUGGGCUACGCGAUAGAGUUCGCCGGCAGCGGCUACGACUAUGAGGUGGUCCCCGGCGCCGUGUCGAUCUCUCUCGGACUUUCCUCAGGAGCAAAGCAAGCACUCGAGGACCUGAUUUCGGAGCGGCCUCCCUCUGCUUUCAUUUCCUUGGACUUUGGCUUUGCAGUGGGCGUGACCAAGAAGCUCGCGUGGCUGGGUGUAGGCUUGGGAGGAUCCCUUGCCUGUGACUCCACCGCUGGGUGCGAUGUGUACAUCACGGUGGCCAGCAUCACCAGUAUCAACCUGCCCACGGUCUCAGCCUUUUGCCCCAUGGGUCCCAACUGGGGUCCAGCCACCUGUGCCCAGUCCUUUGGCGGCGGCAUUUCGACCAUGUGCUGCAGCAUGGGGCUCCAGGAAGGCAAAAAUGACUGCCGCUGAGGCUCCGCUGAGCGAAGAGAC
Durusdinium trenchii is the source of this 1865-nucleotide messenger RNA. NCBI's taxonomy places the organism in Eukaryota, Dinophyceae, Suessiales, Symbiodiniaceae. The record is from the annotation of a GenBank genome assembly.